AUUUAUGAUUGUGAAUGAUCUUAAAAGUACCUGUACCUAUUCUGUGAAUUUAAACUUCUCUGAAUAUUGUUACUGUGUGUCAAAAAUGGCAAACACAACUGAUAUAUCACAAUUUCUAAUACCAAACGAAGUUCCAUUCAAUUUCUUAGAAUGUAAAAAGGCAUUUGCAGGCUUAACUGCCAAGAAAAGUUAUAUGCACAUUAUUUAUGCCGGGCGUCUUGGCAAGGUGCUCAGAUAUGUCUCCUGCAAACAUCGCCGGAGUCGCCAGGGAUUUUUCUUCUCUUUCAAAAAAUUUUCUCUGCCGAAAGUGUCGAAAGUUUUUGUGCAGCCGCUCAGCAAGGAGAGAGUGGUUUGUCCGACAAUGAAAUAAAGGUAUGCUACUGUUGUCAUGUGACUGUGAGUCAUGUGACCUUGACAUUAGGGAGCUUAAGCAAGUGAUGUUUUUGACAACAGAUGCCAACCAGAAAUCAAGUGAGCUGUUAUAGAAUGAUGUGAUGAGCUGUUAUGAGUGAUGGCGACAACUGUCUUUCGUUGAAAUCACAAUGUGAAACUUCAUUGACUAGCAUUUUCUUGAUUUUAAGCAAGAACUGCUGAUGUGAUCACGCGCCAUCUGUAAUGGCUCGAUUGACUUCCGGUGUUGUCUUUGUUGCCAAAACACCACUUGCUUAAACUCUCUAUUGAAUCAGUGAGCAAGUUAGGAGUUAUUAAAGUGGCUCUCUUGUGAAUUGCCUGGGCUACUUAUUGAAUGUUGGGGCAGUUAGGUGCCAGUGUAGGUAGUAAAGAAUUUAAUUUGGAGAAAAGCUUGCAAAUUAGCAGGGAUGGAUUUACUGGGGGGGGGGGGGGUAUUUUAUGAUAAGCAAAAAAUAUUAGAGACAAAAUGAGAUACAGUAAUUUGAGGAAUAACAUGAUGACAAGCAAACUUUGAACAACAAUUACAAUUCAAAUACAGUAGUCAAGCAAGACUUUACAGUAGUCAAGCAAGUUGAUGGGCGGGUGGCACACAUGAUCAAAACAACUCUGCACCAGAGCUGGCAGAGCACCUCCUCUACCAGAUCAUAUGCUGGAUCCAUCCUUGCAAAUUAGGAUACUUAUUAUGUCUAUAGUAGCUUAUACUUUAUACCUACAUGAUACUUGGCAGAAAACAAGAAGUACUAGACUGUAAUAUUGGUGUACCUCUGGUAUGUAAGUAUGCAAAACAUUGUACCUUGGGGGUCCAGUGUAAUAGGCUGUUGUGAUUUUGGUUAGAACUGCCUGAAAAUAAUUAAAAACACUUGAAGUAGUAUUUAUGGAAAUACAUGUGUAUUCUAAUAAUCUUGAUAUUAUUGAUUGAAUUUCAGAGUUUGAUUGUUUUUGUGGCUAGUUUCUUUGGUAACAUGGGAAAUUAUAAAUCAUUUGGAGAUACAAAAUUUAUUCCAGGAUUGGCAAAGGUACAUACUUAAUAAUUGACUGAAUGAUUAACCCACUGAAUGCCAGUGAUCAUUACAUGAACAGUUAGUCUAACGGUUGAUUAUAGUACUGUUACUGAUUUGUGUACACAUGGUGUACCUAUUUUUAUGUAGUUUUACCUUUGAUGGUAUUUUAUAAAAUUAUUUUGCCCCUCUCUUAAUGUAUUGGCAUGCUGGAACUAGCAAUUGUUGGAUCCAAAACAUGAUGGCAUUUUCUGUUAUUCUUUGUAAAUUAUUCAGGAAAGAUUCAAGGAUGCCAUAACAUGCAGUGUUGCUUAUAAAAAGGAAAAAGAAAUUAUUGAAAACCUUUGUACAUCAGUGCUUGAUGAUCUUUAUAACUUGAGUAACAGACGGACACAACUUGGACUUGAGGAACAGGUCAGAAAAUAAGAAAAUACAGUAUGUACCCAACGUACUACUCAGGAAUCACCGAAAACCUUGGUCAAACCAGGAUGAGAGUUGAUGAGGGUUGCAACCAGAGGCAUAGCAAUGGGAUGGGGCAUCCGGACCUGCCCCCCCCCCCCUUUUCACCAGGAACAAUUUUGUAAUUCUUUCAAAACUAAGGAGAAACCUCUUAAUGUUUUCAUCCAUGACAUAAAAUAUACCAAAUCUGUGGCUUUCAGAUUAUCAAAAAACGUGUCUGUCUGAAAUAGCGUUUUGCAGACCCUACAAAUAGAUGACUCCCCCACUUGCUUGUUGUCAUACCCCUGGUUGCAAUUUUUGCUUGUGCUCGCCUGUCAACUCUCAUCAAUUCCUAUGCACUCCUAUCAACUUUGAGCUGGUUCAAAUUUUGAUGAGAGCUUUCGCUAUACGUGCGCAAUAAUAUCCAGUCAACUCCAUUAACUCUCAUACAACUCUUGUUCUCAUUUCAUCGGGGCAUGAGAGUUGAGAAAAGUCAGAAAACUCUAAUGCGAAUGCUUGCUUUUUAACUCUCAUCAACCCUCAUUUUCGUUUGACCAGGGAUUAAUACUGUGACUGCGUUCCAAAUGCGUCUGGAAUGCGUCCCAGUUCAAUUGGAACGCUAUUUAGAACGAACAGUGGGAACGUAAUUGGAACACAAACCGAAUGAGUUCUGGACGUGUUUUCUGUUACGGUUCAGUGAUUCUAUUCUUGUUCUUAUAUUUCCAAUAAAGUUCUCUUUACCUGUAGGGAUUAUCGACAUAUUACUCCAGCAACUGCACACGCGAUGAUGUUGUACUGGUUCAAGAUUUUAUGAAAGAAAAGGUUUUGACAACAUUUAUACUAGAGAGACGAAUGGUCCGAGUCGUCAUACUAGAGUAGAGCCACGUCUGAUGAUAAUUUGUCUGAGCAUAUAAAUACUAGAGAGGUUCAGAUUUGUCUUCCACUACCAUGCAUUAACCAAUCAUGCAGAUAUGUUUUGGCAAGCUCUACUGGCUUGUUCACGAAUGAUCUGUUUAUGUGUAUGAACAAGAAAACAGAAAUCUCAGCAUGAAAUCUCAGCAUAGUUUGUCUACUCGUACGAACUUGUUUGUAUUGUUCGUCAUAACAAGUGAUUUGCUUCACUUUCAUUUUAAGAUCGAUUUCAUUUUCUUUCCCUAUAGGAAAUCAGUCCGUACAAUACCCGGCUGUUUAAAGUGGAAAAAGAAGGAAAUGUAGAGUACCAGUUACGUUUAGCGUCUGUAGCCACAACAGGUUAACGAUGUUUGAGAUUUUGUUUGAAGCAUGAAUACCAUAACUCAAAAUUUCCUGCUGUUUGCAUGCAUAGAAAUGCUCAAGAAAAUCUUCAAAUCCAAGAAAUAGAAAGAAGAUUAACAAUCCGAAUGUUUCAUGAAUUAGGCCCGCUCAGAGCUUAUAUUUCAUCUAGGUAAACUCGCUGGAGGAAAUUUUCAAUUGACCAUUUGCGUAAUAGACUAAAUUUUGAACUAAACAAGUCUAGACAAAUAUUCCAUCACAGCUUGAAGGAGCAUCACAAAAUUAGUAAUAUUCCAAAGUUUCGUUGCAAAAUGUUGUAAAAUGCGGAAAAUAUAGCCUUGCGAAAUUUGCAAUUUUCAGUCAUUUUAGAUUACAAACGGGAAAUUGACAGCCCCAAACCCUUCGAGGCUGUCAAUUUCCGGUUUGUAAUCUAAAAUGACUGAAAUUGCAAAUUUCGCAAGGCUAUAUUUUCCGCAUUUUACAACAUUUUGCAACGAAACUUUGGAAUAUUACUAAUUUUGUGAUGCUCUUUCAAGCUGUAAUGAAAUUUUUGUUGAGAUCAAAAUUUAGUCUAUUACGCAAAUGGUCAAUUGUGAGGUGUUUUCAAUGAGAUGAAUUGAAGCACUUGCUUACGAUUUGUCGAUAGUAAAUGUGAACGGGGAGAGCGGACUGGUUAACUGCGUUAAAUGAGCAUUAGCCCAAAGCAGGAGCACAAAAACUUCAAGCUAAACAGUGAGUUGUCAUGAAAUAAGCACAAGCAUUAACAUCAAUUUAAACGCAUUUGUAAGUUGCUUUUAGGCUACGUUUCCACUAUACAGUAUCGCUUUCCGUACCGACACAAGAAAGCACCCAUCCGAUACGGAGAGUACAACUUGAAUUGAAAUGAAUUGAAUUGAUUUAAUGAUUACUGACUUUGUAACCCAAAAAGGUUAAAUUACACCAGUAUUACAUAUAUUAAGAGAGGUUAAAAUUACAUAAUAAUUACAUAUUUAAGAUUAUUCACAUUUCUAAAAACUUAUUUACUGUUAAUCUUUAAUAUACUUUGAGGUAAAAACGAAUUCUUAAAACGUUCAGUUCUACAAAUAUAAUUAUGAUAUUUACAUAUCGGUCUUAGAUCAUAUCCAGAUAAAAUUGUUUGUGGUAAAAGGUCUUUGAGAUUUUCAUUGUCAAUAUUCUUCUCAAAGAAAUGUUCGCAUAAUUUUUCUCGGCGAUCUCUCAGCGACGUGAUGUUAGUCGUGAUCAGCGCUUCGUCAUACUUUUGCGAUGGAAGGAUGAUUCGCAACGCACGUUUUUGUAUUCUUCUCAGAAGCCGGGCGAAACAACAUCUCUCCGUUGCAAUAAGGGACGGGUCAUUAUUUAUGGUGGGGGGUGGCACCGAAGAGAAAAAGGUUGGGUAAACUAAAUUUUGAGUAAGUAAAAGGUUGGGUAAAUGAAAAACAAAACAACUCAAGGGUUGGGUAAUAAAAAGUUAUAGUCAUGCAUAUGUCAAUACAAUAUGUGAAUCAAUCAGUCACUGUACGUCUUGAUCAUUUUCCAAUUUGUUAGAAGACAAAUGGUGUCUCCAAAGUAAGCACAUGUGCAGACAACAUGAUACAUUAGACUGCAGCAAAUUUCACAAGCAGUUAUCAAACUCCUGUCACAGAAAUAGGGUAAAGGACAUAUGUGACAACUGAAUGGUAACCUUUUGUAAAGUUUAAUUUUGGCCAGGGGUGGGUAUUUAUUUUUUACUUGAUAUUUGAGGUUGGGUAAUCAAUUUUUUUACUUUUUAAUGGUUGGGUCAGCAAAAUUUUUGCCACGAAAAACAUUUCUCUUCGGUGCCACCCCCCACCAUAAAUAAUGACCGGUCCCUAAUUCCUCUGAAAAUAGCGUUCCUAAAAGGUACGGAUAGGGGUUUUUUCACGUCGCUACGGAAAACUACCCCGUACAGUGUAAAGGUAGCCUUAAUGUUUCCCUCAUAUUUGUCCUUGUUCUUAUGCUUAUUUCAUCGGGAUUAUUGUACUAACAGUUAAUAUCAGGUGUAUUUUCCACUCACCAGCCGAGCCGUUGCCAGGUCCAGAUGGUCAGGAAGACACAGUGCCUUCCUAUCUUGGCGAACAUGUGUUUAAGAAAAACACCAUAAAAGUACUGCGUGGUGAUUAUUCUGGCAUUCUUAAGGAAAUGGUCCAACACUUAACCGAAGCGGAGGUAAAUGGAUAAGCCCGAUAAGGCAUUUCAGGCAUUGCCAUGACGAAAACCAAAGUGCUUCACAAAUAGCGCUCCUUAGUGCGACGCUUUUUCCCGAAGGAAAUCAAGCUCCAGAGGCUUAAAAUACGAACAUUUUCUAGGGUCUCUCACCCCCCCCCCAAAACUUUGCACUUUUCUAGUUUACCACCUUGUAGUUAAGUCCUUUUUCCUUGAUGCACCCACCCCCCUGAUGAAUCCUUAAAUGAGCCCUGUGCACUACUAUCGUGAAUAAGACAGCUGCGGAUACUGAGAGAGAUACAACUAUACCUGAAAAAUAGAAGCAGAACUCGACGUUUUGAGUGAAUGGAAUGGAAAAACUUUAUGUAUAGAGGGUAGCCCAUUCAGCUCAAUGGCUGGUAUUCAGGCCCUUCGUCUAACUUCUUUGGUAGGAAUGCAACUACCUGAAAAAUAUAAGGAGAAUUUCGACGUUUCAAGCGAAGGCCCUUCGUCUGGAGUUAAGCCCAUUUUCUACUAGGCGAAUUUGUUCGCGCGAAGCGAAAACAGCUCUUGGCAAUGUGAUUGGUCAGCGAAAAAAUUCGCUACGAAAAAAUUGGAUCAGUUCCUACUGUUUUACUGUUCGUGCGAACAAAUUCGCCUAGUGGAAAUUGGGCUUUACUGUUGAAGUCCUGCUUCGAGAUUACUACCAUAUAUAGAGUGGUUCAGAUUUUGAUUUCCGCCACCACUACCGUUCCAUUAACCAAUCAGAUGCAUUUAAUCUACCUGAUUAACCAAUCAGAUGCAUUUAAUCUACCUGAUUAACCAAUCAGAUGCAUUUAAUCUACACGCGUAAAAACUGAGAAAAUCAACAACUUGUUGCAAGUUGAUAUUGACAGGCGUGAACAAGGUUGUGCGGCCCACUAUGAACAGUAUUGUUAACAUGAUGUUACAGCAUUGUUCAACUGUAACAACUUGGAACAACAUGGUUGACAACUUGUUCACAGUUCGCCGCACAACAUUGUUCACGCCUGUCGAUAUCAACUUGCAACAACCUGUGCGUUUUUAGCCGUGUACCCGAUUAACGUGGUAGUCAAAUCUGAACCUCUCUAAUAUAAAUUUCGUUACGUUAAUAUAAAAUUCGUUACGUUUCUUUCUAUUAGAAAUAUGCAGCGAACAGCAAUCAAUCAGCGAUGCUAAAAGACUAUAUUCAUUGUUUCAACACGGGGUCUAUAGACGCGCAUAAGAACGGUUCAAGACAUUGGAUCAGAGAUAAAGGUCCUGUUAUAGAAAGGUACGACGGACGUAUUAUUCGGUCGAAUUAGAAAAAGGUAGAAUUUAUUUUUCGGCUAAUAAAUGGUGGUUGUACGGAACGAGUGGUAACAAGUCUGUAACAUCUUGUGCUCGAAAUACCCGAGUCAAUAACCAUAUAAGUCUUCCUUGAAAUACUCAUGAAUUAUUUUGAACGUGAAAUAUUUUGGUCAGUUAUAUAGGUUUCAUAGAGAGUUACCGUGAUCCGUUUGGUGUGCGCGGGGAAUUUGAAGGUACGGUAUAUUUUGUGAUUUUAAACGUAUACUUCAAAUUAUCUGUUAGUUAUUUAACCAACGAACGAAAUAGGUUGACCGCGCAACCCUCUCUCCUCCCCUUCUCCUCCCCCUCUCUAAAAGGCUCGGUGUUAGGGUUGGGGACUUCGGGUUUUGUUAAUUUGGCAACCUUAAUUCACACCCGUAUGAUUUGAUCGUUAGCUGGUCGCCAUGUAAUAGUCAUUUAGGGGUCCUGGGUACGAGGUCCAGUUGAUUUGAAUGUGAAUUUGUCAUGUCAGUCUUUGCAACUAUAGAGUUGUGACGUCACUUUAAAAUCAUGUAUAUAUUUAUUAAAGGUUUUGUUGCGAUGGUCAAUAAAGAAAUGAGUAAAAAGUUUGCGAAUUUGGUCAACACAGCCACAGAUCUCCUACCACUGUUGCCAUGGCCACAAGAAUACGAGAAAGAUAAAUUCCUGAGACCAGAUUUCACUUCGCUGGAUAUCUUGGGUUUUGGUUCUAGCGGUGUGCCUGCGGGGAUCAAUAUUCCUAAUUGUAUGUUGAAUGAAAUUACAUAAGGUCGAUUUAAACUAACACAACGUUUGCCUAAAACUGUCGCAUGCAACCUGCUUACAACUUGAGUUGUACUGUGUAAAUCAAACACACAACUUGCUUACGUUGUAGCCGGUUGCAUGGGACAGUUUUAAGGCGGUUUUCCACUAGGCGAAAUUUUUCGACCGAAUCGAAAUUUUCUUUUGUCUUACAAGCACUCAGAUGGAACUAAACAGAAAUCUUUUGAAUUUGAACAAUAGAAAUUUCGGUUCGGUCGAAAAAUUUCGCCUAGUGGAAAACCACCUUUAGGCAAAAGUUGUAUGGUGUAAAUCGGUCUAUACAUGAGAGUCAAUUAGAGUUGCGACUCUCCCUCGUGUUUCACCGCCAACUUUCAUCAACUCAUCAACCAUCAUCAAUUUUGAGAUGGUAAACAUUUUGAUAAGGGCUGAUAAGGGUUUUUGCUUGUUUGACUAUUACGCGCGGUAAUAUCCAGUCAACUCUCAUGCAACUCUUGUUCUCGUUCGAUCAUGUUACGAUAGUUGAUAAAACUCUCAUUUGAAUCUUCGUUUACUAACCCAACCACUCUCCAGGGCUUAAAAAGUGCUUGAACUAUUAUGUGAGGGGAGUGGUUCCAUUUUGAUUCCGACAGACCCCUAUCCGGUACUCUGGUUUCUAGCGGUCUGUAGUAAGACCGCAUAGACUGGGCCAAUUUAGAGGGAUGGUCCUUGCUGGACUUGUACAGAACUGAUAGAGCUAACAGUAUAAAUAAAAUCAGUUUAGUGUAAGUUUGAUUCUAACAACCAACGGCAACGCAAGUUUAGAUAUCAUAGAACCGUUCAGUCUAGAUAGUCCUUGAAUUUUGUAAUAAAUGUCCUUGUACAAAUAAUUUCUUCUAACUUUGUACAAAUAAUUAGUUCACUGCUUUGAGUUUCGUUAGCAUAAAAAUCAUUCGUUAUUGUUUUCAAUACCUGUAGAUGAUGAUAUCAGGCAAAGGGAAGGAUUUAAAAACGUCUCCCUGGGCAACGUACUAGCAUCUCACAGCAGUAAUGAGAAAGUCACUUUUAUAGCUGAAGAACAUCAAGUAAGAAUAACAAGUAACAAAAUAGUUUCCAUGCACAGAAAAGCUUGAAAUAAAAAGCUGGUACAAUUCUUACAGAAAUAAUAAUUGUAUGUAGGAAUUAUAUAGCAAGUUAAAGGCGCCGUCGUUUGAAGUCCAAGUUGGUUUACACGAGUUACUGGGACAUGGUAGUGGGAAACUUUUCCAAUUGGUAAGUUUUUAAAACAAAUCCAGAUAAAGGAAUGUAGGAUACGGAAUCUACGAAUCGGGAUCCUAGUUCGCCUUGGGUUGCUUUACAUAUAGGGCGAUAUGAUAUUAUAAUUUCGCCUUGGCCGUAUGAGUGUUUCCAGUUUGACUCUACCAAACACCACAGGUUUUCAACACUGGACUAAUAAGACACGGACCAAUUACUGGAUCUUUAGCUAGGAUGGACAGUUUAGAACUGAUAGAGCCAUCCGGUAUUUCUAAAACUAUAGUUUGUAUAAUAUCAGCGCAAAUGUUGUAAAAAAUGGACUAUUGAAUGGUUGUGUAAAACCCGAGUCGUACAGCGUAGCAGCUUUUCACCCUGACAAGUUUUCACGAUUCAGUGAUCAGAAUGUACCAUGAUUGUCUUUUCAUCGUUUUGAAAAUUCCACUGUUCUACAUGACAUCCAGGCACUCGUGCUCUGCGAAAGGUCUGUCUUAAUAUGAUGUAGUUGUUAAGGGCAAUUUAAAUAUCGUUGUUGUCUGAAUUCGUGACAGAAUGAAGACGGGACAUAUAAUUUUAAUGACAAGACACUCGUACCUGACACUGAUACUGUGGUGAACAGCUGGUAUAAACCUGGCGAAACAUGGGAUAUAAUAUUUCAAGAAAUUGCUUCGACGUACGAGGAAUGCAGAGCAGAAUGUGUUGGCUUGUAUCUUUGUCUUAAUAAUAAAGUGUUAAGGUCAGUAUUUUGAAUGGCUUGCUAAAGUUAGGAAGAACUGUUCGUUUUGGUGGUAGUUGUGGUUUUAUUAUACCAUACCAUACCAUACCAUGCAUGCCAUACCAUGCAUGCCAUACCAUGCAUGCCAUACCAUGCAUGCCAUACCAUGCAUGCCAUACCAUGCAUGCCAUACCAUAUACCAUAUUAUGCCACACCAAUACACCAUACUGUUUCUUAAUACAUUACCAUACCUUGGCAUACCAUUUCAUAUCAUGCCUCACCACUCUUAACUGUCCGACUUUACCAUACUAAUACUACAUAUAUACAAUGCCAUACCAUACUAUACCAUGCCUUAGAUAUUACAACGUAUUCCACAUCAUACCAUCUCGCACCAUAAUACCAAACCACACCCUACCAAACCAUACAAUAACCAAUUUCCAUACCUAACCCAGCAAUACGCAUUUGAUUGGUUAAUCGGGUAGAUUAAUUGCAUCUGAUUGGUUAAUGGUAACGGUAGUGGUAGUCAAAGUCUGAACCUCUCCUAAUAUGUUUCAGUAUAUUUGGUCAUGAAGGUGAAGAAGCAAAGAACAUUAGUUACAUCAACUGGCUAAACAUGGUCCGAGCUGGUUUGAUUGCUCUUGAGUUUUACACACCCGAGAAUAAAAAAUGGCGGCAGGUUGGAUACUUAACUUUUCUGUUCCUGAUGUACCUAGUAUAGAUUCAAAAUAGAGUUUUAUUGUGUAGUUUACCAAACAGGGGUCGAUUGUACGAAGGCCGGAUAGCGCUGUCCACCGGAUAGUGAUUAUUCAACCGUUGUAAAGAUGAUUGAAAAGAUAUAAAAUUACGGAUGUGGACGUCACAAUUGAUAAAAAGAAACUUUAAUUUAUAAAUACCAGAGUUUAACCAAAUCGUUUUCCAGUCUAUAGCGCUAUCUAGCCCUUUGUAAAACCGGCUCCCUGUAAUUGGGAACGGUUUGUGCCAGCGUAGGUAGUAUCAAAAACGCGAGAGAAAUGCAGAUGAAUAUGGAUUCAACUAAGGUUUGAAGUUGAAUAUGGAUUCAACCUUGGUUAUGUAUUUUUCAGGUAAUUGAAUCCAUAUCCAUCUGCAUCCCCCUUGUUUGGCAAAGUAGGUUACCUCAGGUUAGUUCAUGUUACUUCGUGUAGUAACACUUCAUCAAUAAAGGAUAGCCGUAACUGGACUUCGAGGGAGAACAAUUUAGAACUGAUAGAUAGUUAUCCACUAGUCAGUCAUAUAUUUUGACAAUGUUAGAACUAAGCCUUUUAACAGGGAUCUUAUUUGACGUCUGUUUUAGGCACACAUGCAAGCAAGAUACGUGAUCCUCCAAGUCUUACUGGAAGCCGGAGAAGGUCUGGUCACUAUAGAGAAAACUGAGGACGAGGAUAGUAAAGGAAAUAUUUUGAUUAAACUUGAUAAAGAAAAAAUACAAACAGUUGGAAGAGACGCCAUUGGAAUGUUCCUCAAGAGACUACAGGUUUGUCCUUGUGUUCUCAGAAGGUAUACACAAUAGAAUUCCAGGGCUGUUCAUAUGAAGCUAGGCUGACCUGGUUAAGCGGGAUGAUUGGUUUAAUAAAGUUUUUAUCACGGCUUAGACAAACAUCCAAAAUGCGAUUUCAAAGUUGAAUUAGCUUAGUUUGAUUCCAGUAAGAAUAUAAAGUUCAUUCAAACGAUCUUUUACGAUCAGGAACAAAAUUCGUGCCACGAUUCAUCGCGGCCACAGCCGGGAUGGCCCGGCUCAUAUGAACAGUCCCUUGGAAUGGUAGCUCCAACAAUCAAGCGCUAUGAUUGCUUGAAGUCAGAAAUUUCAAGAAAUUUGUUUUGUGGCAAAAUAUGAGCACGAAAAUUGGCAUAUCAAUCAAUCAUAGUGACCAGUUUCCAAUUCUAGAUUUACAAAUCAACAGCGGACUACGAGCAAGGUAAAACGAUGUACGAUGGUUAUUCUAGCGUUGAUGAAAAAUUCUUAGAGUUGCGUAAACUUGUCCUGGCCAAAAAACAGCCCAGACGAAUGUUGGUUCAAGCAAACACAAAUAUACAAGGUAGGAUAGUAGAUGUUUUCCACUCAUCCAUAUAAAACUGAGCUUAGGCCUGUUUCAAAGGUCGCGCUUCUCAUGUACCGAAUGCAUUACAAACAAUAGAUAAUGAGGCAUUUCAGCUGAUUAUCUAUUGUUUUUAAUGCGUCCGGCACAUGAGAGGCGCGACAUCUUAUUAUAUUAUUAUGUCGUGAUAUUGUUAUUAUUGUAAUAUAUUUCAGGUGAUGAUGUCAUCCUGUGUGAAUAUGCCGCGAGUGCUGCUGGAAUGAUUACGUCAUUCAGCGAGAGAUAUCCUUCCCAUGAUGCAGUAUUGGAGAAACUUUGGCGGGACGAGGCCAUUUAUCAUCAGUACAAAUAAUUUAUGACUUCCAGUAGGUAAAUAAGCAUUGUCAAAUAAAUGGAAGUUAUUUGAAAAUACGUCACACAAUUUUCCAUCCUUGGAGAUUAAUAAAUAAUAACAGCUACAGCUUGAUUAAGUAACUUAGGGCGUUUUCCAUUAACUCGGCCAGAACGGUCAAAUUGUUGAACGGAACAGAAAACGUUUGGGCUUCGCCUUCGGACCUUUCUGACCGGAAAAUUUGGAUCAAAUUAGAAGGAGACACAUUUUCGCAAGAUUUUUGAGAAACGUGGGCCAGAUCUUACCAUUAAUACCGAGACAGAAAUUCUGGUCUAACCGGUCUGGUCAUUAAAUAGAAAGCGCCCUUAGAAUAGUUACUUAACCGUAGCAUCACCGUAAGUUUGAAUAUUUGAUAAAUAAAUUUAUUUCAAGUUCAAUGGAAGAAUUGUUAUGAAUGAUAAUUAGGUAAUCAUUUUAACAUUCAACAUCUGCUAAGUUCUACUCUUACAUUAUGUUGUUCUUGACCUUGGAAGUGGAAUUCAUCCUCCUUUUCAACACAGUGCCUUACUGUUGUUUAAUGUUAUUAUGAAUACAUAAAGAUUUAUGAUGUUAAGUCAAUCUAAUCAGUCUACAACAAGACAGACUACAUCCUUGCAAACAACGUGAUUCAGGCCAUAUCGAGGAUCUAAAACAGGCUGUACCAGAAACCUCCCAAGCCUAGCAAAAUGGGUGAUGGUAGAAAUUGCGUUAUUAAACACUAUUCAUUGACGUUUAAUCCAGGUGCUUGACAACUUUUCUGAAUAUGCAUACCUAUUUCCAGAAUAAAAAUCUACAACCUAUUUACAAUAUCUAUCAGCCUUCAUUUUCUCUCGUCUGUCUAAUAGUUUCUCGCGUAUAUUUCCUUGUUUCUUAGCUUUUUUAAGAUCACCUACGGUUUCGCUAUUAAUUCGUAAUUUUCUGUCUUGAAAACUUUGAAAUUUCUUCACGUAAGAUAAUUCACAGCUUUUCAUAUCUUGGACAUCUUCUGGUAAAACGCUUUUUUCUUCCGUGCU
Paramuricea clavata is the source of this 12725-nucleotide messenger RNA. The record is from the annotation of a GenBank genome assembly. NCBI's taxonomy places the organism in Eukaryota, Metazoa, Cnidaria, Anthozoa, Malacalcyonacea, Plexauridae.